Molecule: messenger RNA, 2154 nt
Organism: Laccaria bicolor S238N-H82
Lineage: Eukaryota; Fungi; Basidiomycota; Agaricomycetes; Agaricales; Hydnangiaceae
Exons: 7
Coding region: 1-2154 (717 amino acids)
Biological process (GO): nuclear-transcribed mRNA catabolic process, nonsense-mediated decay; deadenylation-dependent decapping of nuclear-transcribed mRNA
Cellular component (GO): P-body; cytoplasm
Molecular function (GO): manganese ion binding; 5'-(N(7)-methylguanosine 5'-triphospho)-[mRNA] hydrolase activity; RNA binding
Source: RefSeq, a predicted model, not a curated record
AUGGCUUCGUCUUCUUCAUCAUCUCCAGAAAUUACAUCCGUCGUGAGUCCUGAAACUCAGCGGCGAUUUUCCUAUAAAGAUGCAACCCAUGAAGAAGUUCUUGAAGACCUUUCCAGUCGCUUUAUUUUGAAUCUUCCCGAUGAAGAGCUUGCAUCCUUAGAGCGAAUAUGUUUCCAAGUAGAACAAGCCCACUGGUUUUACGAAGACUUCAUUCGUGAAGAGAACCCCAAAUUCCCUACUUUGCCACUGAAGAAGUUUUCCGCCAUGCUAUUCCACGCAUGUCCCCUCCUUCACCAAUGGAGCGACGAUCACGAACGUGCAUUUACCACCUUCAUGCAAUAUAAAACACGGGUUCCGGUUUGUGGUGCUAUCAUGCUUAAUUCUACGUGGGAGAAGUGUGUUCUUGUGAAGGGCUGGAAAUCCUCUUCUGGUUGGGGUUUCCCUAAAGGGAAAAUAAACGAGGUUGAACCACCACCUGACUGUGCUAUUCGAGAGGUACUUGAAGAAACGGGGUAUAAUCUGGCAGGCCAAUUAAAUCCUGAGCAUGUUGUUGAAAUAUCCAUCAAGCAGCAAAAAAUUUCAUUAUUCAUUGUUCCUGGAGUUCCGGAAGACUUUCCAUUCAAAACGAAAACACGCAAAGAGAUUAGUAAAAUUGAAUGGUUCAAACUCACGGAUUUGCCCACCUGGAAACGUAACAAAGCAGCCCCCGGAAAAUUCUAUCUGAUUUCACCCUUUAUCGUUGAAUUAAAAACAUUUAUUAAUCAACACAAACCUCGGAAUGCAGGUCGAAGGUCAACAAAUCACAAAGCUAACUCGGCGACUGCAUCUGCUAAUUCCCGUGCAAAGCGUGUUGUGGUGAACCCGGCGGAUGUCCUUGUAAAUCACGAAUCGGUAUCUCAUACAUCCCCUCUCGAUAAUCGUGAUCUGCAAACUCCCUCUUCUCAAAGCAAAGAUUCCGACCCUCGCGUCGAAGAUAAUAAAUCAUCGUCGCUUUCUGAUUCUAUGGACCCUCACUUUGCACGGCUCCUUUCGUCACUUACUAUGUCUGCUGCCGCUUCCCCGGCUGCAGGGUCCGAAGCGUCUGGAGGGCCCAUUGCAGUUUUGGGGAAUCCGCUACCUAAAGAUUUCACUGGGCCGAACUCCGUUCCAGAACCCCUUAUAUCUUCCCAAGUUGGCGUGAAAUCCGACUGGUCCUCAUCGGCCUCUUCCCACGUCCCUCUUCAGUCUGAUGAAUUACCACCACCACUCCCCUCACCAGCAUCAGACAGUGAAAAACCUGUACUCAAUGUCGAUUCGCGGGAGUCGGAAACCUAUCAAUUACUAUCUCCUCACGUCGUUGUGAACGCUCGUGAUGGGGAAAGUAGCGUUCAUCCACCUCGACCUCAGAUUGCUGCUUCACCAAUACAAUCUACAGUACAAUCUACAGCCCGCGUCAAUACUUCCCGCCGCGUAUCAACGGCAGAUGUAUCUCCCUAUCUCUCGAGGGCUGUAGAGGUGCCUACCUCGGCGAAAAGACUUCAGCAACUUGCUUUGUUGGAAUCUGUUGCUGAUGAAUCUGCCAGGAUGACGCCGCUUUUGGCUUCACGUGCCGUGGUCCCCCAUAUGAGGUAUCCAAUACCUUCACCGUCUAAUCCGCCGCAACCUAUGUCCAUGUAUAACUUGAACUCUGCCCUCCCUUCCAACCAACUUACUGCUCAUCCUGAGGCGAAUGGGCCCUUCAAACCCUUAUAUCCUUCUUCAGGGCACGUCAACAACAAUCACGAUCCUUUCCAAGUUCGCGCUCGUACCAGUCAAGCAUUCCGUCGCAAUCCAAUCCAACCUUAUUCAGGCAGCAUGAGCAUGAAUCAAAGUCAGUUAUUGAAUAUCAUGAAUGGCGCUGGACCAUCUCCAGCGUUGCGGAGUUCAGGAUACUAUCCUUCUUAUCCGUACCCUCCAUUUGGCACUGCCAACUCAGCGACUAUCGUUCAACCUCUACCGCAAGCUGCUGCACCGGCAGUUUAUCAGAAUCAUGGACCUACAAUUCCUAAAGUCUCCUCUAUCUCCCUUAAUCCAGCGAUGCCCAACGUGCUGGGAAAUGGAUUAGGUGCCUCUACAAAUCCGCUAUUGUCAAUUUUGAACGCGAGAACCACUGGUCUAGGGCCGUCCCACACAUGA